This is a messenger RNA of Hipposideros armiger (great roundleaf bat), 1266 nucleotides long. RefSeq names its product cathepsin L (gene CTSL). The transcript has 7 exons. Gene Ontology annotation, molecular function: cysteine-type peptidase activity. The coding region runs from base 1 to 1002 and encodes 333 amino acids. Gene Ontology annotation, biological process: proteolysis. The record is from RefSeq and is a predicted model, not a curated record. Lineage: Eukaryota; Metazoa; Chordata; Mammalia; Chiroptera; Hipposideridae.
AUGAAUCCUUCACUCUUCCUGACUGCCCUUUGCUUGGGAAUAGCAUCAACUGCUCCAAAACUUGAUGGAAGUUUAGAUGCACAAUGGAACCAGUGGACGGCAACACACAGGAAACUAUAUGGUUUGAAUGAAGAAGAGUGGAGGAGAGCAGUGUGGGAGAAGAAUAUGAAAAUGAUUGACCUGCACAACCAGGAAUACAACCAAGGGAAACAGAGCUUCACCAUGGCAAUGAACGCUUUUGGCGACAUGACCAGUGAAGAAUUCAGGCAGGUGAUGAAUGGCCUUCAAAAUCAGGAGCACAAGAAAGGGAAAGUGUUUGGGGAACCUCUCUUUGCCGAGAUCCCCCCAUCUGUGGAUUGGAGAGAGAAAGGCUAUGUAACUCCUGUGAAGAAUCAGGGUCACUGCGGUUCUUGUUGGGCUUUUAGUGCAACUGGUGCCCUCGAAGGACAGAUGUUCCGGAAAACUGGCAAACUUAUUUCACUGAGUGAGCAGAACCUUGUGGAUUGCUCUCAGUCUCAAGGCAAUAGAGGCUGCAAUGGGGGCCUAAUGGAUAAUGCCUUCCAGUAUGUAAAGUACAAUGGAGGCCUGGACUCAGAGGAAUCCUACCCAUAUCAUGCCGAGGAUGAAUCCUGCAAAUACAAGCCAGAGGAAUCUGUUGCCAAUGACACUGGCUUUGUGGACAUCCAUCAGCAGGAGAGGUCCCUUAUGAAGGCAGUGGCAACAGUGGGGCCUAUUUCCGUUUCUAUAGAUGCAAGCCAUUACAGCUUCCAGUUCUAUAAAGAAGGCAUUUAUUAUGAUCCAGAGUGCAGCAGCCAAGAGCUGGAUCAUGGCGUUCUGGUGGUUGGCUAUGGCUUUGAAGGAGCUGAAUCAGAUAACAAUAAAUAUUGGAUUGUCAAGAACAGCUGGGGUACAGCUUGGGGUGAGAAGGGCUACAUAAAGAUGGCCAAAGACCGGAACAAUCACUGUGGAAUUGCCACCUCGGCCAGCUACCCUAUUGUGUGAGAUGAUGGUAAUGAAGAAAGACUUCACUGAGAACAGGAUAUCCAGAGGUGGAAUUUUAUCUUAAAACUGACCACGCCUUAUUGUGCGGGAUAAAAUACUUGAAUCGUUGAAGAUCCAAGUUGUGAUUUGAAUUCUGACAUAUUACACUGGUAAAAUGUUACCACUUCUUUAAUAACUGCUGUAAACAGCUUUGUCUGACUGACUUGCCUAAUAACUUUUAAAUUCCAUGUUUUAAAAGCAUAUAAAAAGCUUUACCUUUGAAAA